Messenger RNA from Trypanosoma grayi, 1392 nucleotides. Its product is annotated as putative bystin. The coding region runs from base 1 to 1392 and encodes 463 amino acids. NCBI's taxonomy places the organism in Eukaryota, Euglenozoa, Kinetoplastea, Trypanosomatida, Trypanosomatidae. The record is from RefSeq and is a predicted model, not a curated record. The transcript has a single exon. Gene Ontology annotation, cellular component: nucleolus; preribosome, small subunit precursor; cytoplasm. Gene Ontology annotation, biological process: rRNA processing. Gene Ontology annotation, molecular function: snoRNA binding.
AUGCCGGGGCGUGAGAAGGGGCGGCGCGUGAAAAGCCGCACAAACCCGCUUGGCGAGGACCUGCACGCUGACCGCUUCGCCAGCGCCAAGCGCCACGCAGAGGCAGAGGAUGCCGACGGUGACGACAAGAAUGGCAUCCUCCUGCCGAAUCGCACAACGACCCGCAUCCUCAAGACGGCCCGACAGCAACUCGAGGCGAUCGCCGACGAGGAGCGUUACAAUGACGCCUACGACAACGAGGAAGAAAGCGGCAACCACCACCACAACAACCAUAUUGAAGACCCAGGCCUGGCGGAGCUCGAGUGCGAGGCGCAGUUGGGCGACAUGUACGCCAGCAACGGCGACGAGGACGAGGAGGUGGUGAUCGAGUACGACGACGCAGAGUCAGUGAUGUCGGAGAUCCCGUCGGAGAUGGAAAUGGGGGCAGACAUGUACGGUAUCGACGAGGAGGAGGCGCGGCUGCUGCAGAAAUUCCAGCCGCCCUCGCGCGUGCAGAGCCGCAACUUGGCCGACAUGAUCAUGGAGAAGAUUAGGGAACGCGAGGGGGCUCGCAAGACGGCAGCAGGAGCGGCAGGGGCGGGCGUCUCACACAACGAUGGCGACGAGGACGAGGAGAGAAUAGACCCCCGCGUGGCGCGUGUGUACACGGCGAUUGGCGGCAUCCUGAAGAACUACACAUCAGGGAAAAUCCCCAAGGCGUUCAAGGUGCUUCCGAACAUUAAGAACUGGGAGCAGCUGCUGAUGCUCACGAAGCCGCACGAGUGGUCACCGCAUGCGACAUACCAGGCCACGCGCAUCUUCGCUGCGAACCUUAACGAGCGCAUGGCCCAGCGCUUCUACGCUGCGGUGCUGCUGCCCAUGACGCACGAGCGCAUGGCGACGGAGAAGAAGCUCCACCCCGCACUCUACAUGGCCAUUCGUAAGGCACUGUUUAAGCCAGUGGCUUUCUUCAAGGGCUUCAUUCUCCCACUUGUCGCGGAUGAGGAAUGCACGCUCAAGGAGGCCCUUGUCGUGGCAAGUGUGCUGCAGCGGAUGCACCUUCCACCGGUCCCAACGGCAGUGACAAUUGUGAAGUUGGCGCAGCAGCCGUUCUCUGGACCUCGCUCGGUGUUUCUGCGCGUGCUCAUUGAUAAAAAGAUGGCGAUGCCGUAUCAGGCAGUGGAUGCACUCGUUGAGUACUUUCAUCGCUUCAUUCGGACACACGCCAAAGAGGAGAAGCUGCCCGUCCUGUGGCACCAGACACUUCUCUCCUUCACGCAGCGUUACAAGGGUGAUCUGACGGCGGAGCAGGUGGAGCUGCUGCAGCAGGUGUGUGCCAAGCACUUCCACUACCUCUUAACACCGGAGGUUAGGCGCGAACUCAACGCCGCCCCAAACGCAGCGAGGGGGUAA